Oncorhynchus keta (chum salmon) is the source of this 3050-nucleotide messenger RNA. Its product is annotated as heme-binding protein 1-like. The transcript has 4 exons. The record is from RefSeq and is a predicted model, not a curated record. Lineage: Eukaryota; Metazoa; Chordata; Actinopteri; Salmoniformes; Salmonidae. Bases 331 to 906 code for a protein of 191 amino acids.
CGUGUGUCUGUAACUCGUCAACUCUUCUAGUGAGCUAGAAGCAAGAUUCGCUAUUUCAACCUAGUUGCACUACUAGGUAACAAUAUUAUAUAAAUAAGCGAAUAGAUAUAGGUUCUGAUUUGAAUCCAAUAAGGCCGAGGAUCAAGGAAAGGAGUGUACAACAUAUUUUAAGUGAAUCUCCUUAUGUGAUUUUAAAAGUUGGACAAAAAUAAGAAGGUAGGUUAGAUUAUGAAAUAAGAACAAGUUGUUUCACACAGGAAACAGGCGGAAAGCAUAUCCUAGUAUAAAGACACAACGCGCGCAGCAGAGUGGUGACCUGGCCAGAGCGCGAUGUUUGGAAUGAUAAAGAAUUCCAUUUUCGGGAACACGGAAGAAACGGACUACAAAUUGCUCAGCAGCGAGACCAAGGAGGGGGUCAGCUACGAGGUGCGGAGGUACGAUGGUGUAAAGUAUGCCUCAGUGAGCUCAGAGGGGCGGACCUUUGACCAGGUGACGGGGGAGCUAGUGAGGAAGCUUCUCGUGUACAUUGGGGGAAGCAACGACCAAGGGGAGGCAAUGGGGACGACAGCACCGGUUAUCAUCACAGUAUAUCCCAGGGACGACGGUGUGAUGUCACGCCGUUUGGUGGUUAGCCUCAGGAUUCCUACCAACUACCAAGUCAGUCCCCCUGUGCCCAUCGACAGUGCCAUCAGAAUCGAGGAUCGACCCGGCAUGACUGUCUACUCACUGCAGUUUGGAGGCUUCGCAGGGGAGACUGAGUACCGAGCAGAGGCCUCUCGCCUAACCAAAACUCUUGGUGAGACUGCCCCAUUUCAGCGGAAACAGUACUUCUGCUGCACCUACGACCCACCAAUGAAACCCUACGGCCGACGCAACGAGGUGUGGUUCCUACAGGAGGAGCCAUAAGGGAAGCAUUAAGACCGACUCUUAAUAACCUAUAGUCACUUCCUCUCCUUCGUCUUCACUGUUCACUCCACAUCUGGAUCUUUAUCCCCAAAAAAAUAGGAUAUGUGAACACAAUAUGGCAACAACAGGGGAUUUGUUUUCAAAUCAGUGCAAAUGAAGGAGAGGUGAUGCAAAGAAGUGUAUUAGACUAUUGAAAGGUCAUAAAGGGGAGGGAUGGGCAGCAGGCUACAUAGUUACUGGUCCAAAGUAGUGCAAUAGUACGGUACCAUUAUCAGUAACUGGAUAUUAAGUGGCCUUGGGUAGGAGCCACUAACCACAAUGUACCGCUGUGUGUUAUAGGUGGUACAUCAUUAAGUUCUUAUUUUGUACACCCAGGGUUUGACACUCCCCUUAAAACAUGCUUCAUAGUGCUGGGAAGAAAAGCACAUUAAAUCACUGUACACAUAUCACUAUUCAGCAGUCUAAUUAAAUGAUGCUUCACUUCACACACACCAUAAAAACAAAAUGACAGUUAAGUAUUCAAUAAGUAAAUUAAGUUUUAAAAAGCACAAUUCCUUUUCCCAAGGGAGGGGAUUGGAAAUAAACUAGGAAUUGAGCCAUAGAGUAGUGAUAGUCAAAUGUUUUCCUGAGUAUGAAUUAGUUGGUGGGGAGGGUAUGAAGGGGAAAUGUGUUAGUCAUUCCUUAAGUGUUAUCAUUUGAGAUGUCCAAUCCUUCUGUGAUGAUGACAUGAAAACUUUAAGACAGCAGUUGUGUGUAGUGAAUGUUUUGGCGUGCUUGUAUUUGGAGUCUUUGAAUUGUAAUGUUAAUUAUUAUGAUUCUUGAAACUGUAUUUUGAAAUACCUCUGUAUGGUGUGAUUUUCUGUGAAAAUAUGGAGUGACGAUAUCGUCAGGAUUUGAUAGCGUUUUAUAUCAUAAUAUGUUAUUCAAGAUAUUACUAAUACGAUUUUUUUGUGCAAUACUGACAUUUCCUUUUUUUUUUUGUUCUAUACAAAAAAAAGAAUGCUUAAAAUACUGGCACACCACUGUUUUGGAUAAUCGAUUUACAUAAACAUUUAUUUAUUAUUAGAUUUUGAAUCAAUAUAAAGAACUCAAAAUAAGGAGUAUGGUUUACAAACAAAAUAUUUCAGACAUUUGAUUAAUUUAAGCAGAUAAUUAAAACCAACCAAACCUCUAACCUAAAACUAGUACAAAAAUGUCCUCUCUAUGCACUCUGAGAAAAUAGCAAUUAUAUGGUCUGUUAGUCACUACAACUCAGUUUAAUCAGGAAUAAAUUAGUGGUUUUCACAGGUUAAUUCAUCACAACUGCAAGAAAGCACUGUGUAGCGGGCUAGCGGCUAAAUAAAUACAUGGCCUAGUAACCCAACACUUGUGUAAUUGCACAGAGUAGGGUUUUGGUUUCAGCCGGGCUUUGCAUUCAUCAAUACAAUAUACAAGGUUCGACUAGGACAUGGGUUAUUCAUGUGACCAGUUAUCAUCUCUAGGCUCAACACAAGUUAUUUGUGAGAUCUAGGAACAUUGCACAUUACCAAUAAUCUCACAUAUGUAGCGGUACAUGUCAGUGCUCCAUCCAAUUGCCAUAUUCAAACAACAUGCACUUCCUUCCUUCCUUCAAUAAAAAGCCAGAAAUAAUCUAGAAAGGUAUGGUGUGCAAUGAGAGCACUGGGAACUUCAGCUUUCAUUCAAGGCUCUCUGGAACAAACUUAAACCACGCACCAACACAAUGGAAACACUUACUGUGAACGUGAAUGUAAAAAUACUUUACAAUACUAGUAGGAAUAGAAAUUGUCGUUUUGUUAAUAAGCAUCAACAUUUUAAUUGAAAAUGGUUAUAAAAUGUAUUUUGGUAAUAAACCUCUAGAUUUAAAAAAUGCUGUAAAUAUUUAAUGCCUAUACAUUCCCCAUACUGCCCAUCACAUGUUCCUCAACAGGGCAGUUAGAAACCCUUCCCUAAGUACAGGACACUUCCACAUUCUAACAGACUGAGGGAGAGAGAGACCACCAUGAUAACUGAAAAGAUUGAAUACUUAUCUGUUAAGUGAAUAACCAUUUACUUGGCAAUUGACAAAAUAAAAUAAACUGAGUGGGAGGGGGUGAAAUAAAGCUUUACUCAUGAUUAAAAGGAAACAUUCAUCAUUUGAAAAUGUC